AUGGAUUCAACGAGCUCUGAAAACUCCCGACCAGGUUCGCCAAAGAAGAGGUCGAACAGCGAUGCAACUCCAUUAUCCACACAGUCGACCGAGGACCACCCCGAGAGCAGAGACCGGUCUCAGACCAUCCCACUGAAUGAGGAUCAACGGCCACACCCCGCAGGAUUUGACAGUACCGAUCGAGUGUUUCCGAUUCGAUCUGUGGUCUCAAUAGACCCAACAGCGGGCCAGUCAUCAUCACAAGUGCGGAGUGCAAUGUCCCCUACUCGCUUCUCCCGCGAAGGAGCAAGGCAGUGGUCAUUUAUUAACCAACAAACCUGGGACUCAAUAAAAUCUCGACCUCAACCCCAAUGCUCUUCACCACCGCAAGAAAUCCUGCAAUCGACAUCUCCGAUCGAUAUCGCAUCCCCAGAGGCGGAUGCCAACAAUGAUGAGACAGAGCUAGGCACACAAACCAUGGCAGCUCAAUUGGCCCAGGCUUCACAAACCCCAAGCGACAGUAAUUCCGGCUCCGGAUCCACGGCGCAUCCAAGACGGACCGACGAGGCCUACAGGCACGUCACUGCUCGGUUCAAACAUAUCACUACUGAGGCUGGUCAUGCCGUUGUAACAGGAAGAGAUGGCGACUCCUUUCAGUAUUGUGAGGAUGAGCCGAUUCAUAUUCCAGGUGCAAUUCAGUCUUUCGGCGUGAUAAUUGCCCUCCGAGAGGAGUCUCCCGAUCACAUGGUGGUUCGGGUGGUCAGUGAAAACUCGGCACAGCUCAUGGGGUACACCCCGAAGCAGCUGUUUGAGUUGGAUAACUUUUGCGAGAUUCUAACCGAAGAGCAGAUGGAAAUACUCCUGGACCAUAUCGACUUUGUCCGCGAUGAUGCGUAUGACCCUUGUGUGGACGGUCCCGAGGUUUUUGCGCUGUCCAUCACAACGCCUACGGGGGAACAGCUUCGUUUUUGGUGUGCAACUCACGUUAGCCCCUCUCAAAAGGAUGUGAUUAUUUGCGAGCUCGAAUUAGAACAUGAUGAAGUUAAUCCACUAAACGUCGCGGGGGAUGGUUUACCGACCACUCCAGUGGAAACAUUGGGCAGCGUCAUGCCAACUCCGGAAGAAUUUGCUGCGAGUACCGUCAACAUCAGUCAGCCUUUACGUGUUCUGCGAAAUGCGCGGCGAAGGAGAGGCGAUGCAGCUGCGAUGGAGGUGUUUAGCAUUUUAAGCCAGAUUCAAGAACAAUUGGGGCGAGCGAACGAUCUUGAUGUGUUACUCAAUAUCACAGCGGGUCUGGUCAAGGAACUGACGGGCUUCCAUCGGGUGCUGGUUUAUCAAUUCGAUACCAGCUACAACGGCCUAGUCGUCGCAGAAUUGGCCGACCCCAAAAUGUCUAUCGACCUAUACAGGGGCCUACAUUUCCCCGCGUCCGAUAUUCCAGCGCAGGCUCGUGAGCUUUACAAAAUCAACAAGGUCCGACUAUUAUAUGAUCGAGAUCAUCUCACAUCUCGACUUGUCUGCAAGACAUUGGAUGACCUGGAGACUCCGUUAGAUAUGACUCACGCUUACUUGCGAGCGAUGUCUCCCAUUCAUAUCAAAUAUUUGGGGUUUAUGCAGGUUCGUUCGUCGAUGUCUAUCAGUAUCACCGCAUUUAACGAUCUUUGGGGCUUGAUCUCGUGUCACUCUUAUGGAUCGGCUGGAAUGCGUGUCUCGUUCCCGAUUAGAAAGAUAUGUCGUCUACUUGGCGAUACCGUGUCUCGGAACAUUGAGCGGCUUUCUUACGCAUCUCGUCUCCAAGCACGGAAAUUAAUUAAUACCAUUCCUACGGAAGCCAAUCCUGCCGGAUAUAUCAUCGCGUCUUCUGAUGACUUACUUCAACUCUUCGACUCCGACUAUGGCGCCCUGUCGAUCCGAGAUGAAACCAAAAUUCUUGGCGACAACACUCACUCUCAGGAAGUUCUUGCACUGCUAGAGUUCAUUCGUAUGCGACAGAUAAACACCGUCAUUACUUCUCAUGAUAUCACUCAAGACUUUCCAGACCUACACUACCCUCCUGGGUUCAAGGUAAUCUCAGGAUUACUCUAUGUCCCCUUGUCGGCCGGUGGAAGAGACUUUAUUAUCUUUUUCCGUAAAGGCCAGCUCACAGAGAUCAGAUGGGCCGGUAAUCCAUACAAGAUUCAAAAGCAAAAAGAAACCGCUGGAUACCUGGAACCUCGCAACAGUUUCAAGGCCUGGCGUGAGACUGUCUUGAGUCAAUCACGUGAAUGGUCUGAAUCUGACGUCGAAACGGCUGCCGUUCUUUGUCUGGUCUAUGGUAAAUUCAUCAAAGUAUGGAGGCAGAAGGAGGCUGCGAUGCAGAACUCUCAACUUACACGCUUGCUGCUCGCUAAUAGCGCCCACGAGGUCCGCACACCUUUGAACGCAAUUAUCAACUAUCUUGAGAUUGCACUAGAGGGUACUCUUGACAACGAGACUCGCGAAAGCUUGACCAAGUCGCACUCUGCAUCGAAAUCCCUUAUAUAUGUUAUCAAUGAUCUUCUAGAUUUGACCAAUUUAGAAAAGGGACAGUCGCUCAUCAAAGACGAGUCGUUUGAUCUCAAAUCUACGUUUGAAGAAGCUUGUGACAUGCUUGCUGGCGAGGCCAAACGAAAACACAUAUCAUACACAGUCAACGCACAGCCCGGAAUUCCACCCAGGGUUCUUGGUGACCAGCGUCGUGUGCGACAGGUCUUUACCAACGUUAUUUCAAAUGCGAUUCAGCAGACUGCCUCAGGUGCAGUGACUGUCGAAAUGUGGCGGUCAGCUUCUCAAACGCUUGCAGGCCACGUUGCAAUGGAAAUAGUGGUGGUUGAUACAGGAGCCGGCAUGUCUAAGACGAAGUUGGAGUCGCUUUUCCACGAGCUCGAACAGGUUUCCACCGAUGACAACUCAUAUCCAGAUGAGGAUGAGCUCGACGAGUCGUUGGACUCUUCACGGACUCAGCAGAAACGCGUACUGGGUCUCGGACUUGCAUUGGUUGCUAGAAUCGUGUAUAACAUGCAAGGCCAGCUUGGAGUCAGAUCCGAAGAGGGUAAAGGCAGUCGUGUCAAAAUUCUUCUGCAGUUUCGGUUACCAAACGGUGCUUCAACUGAAACACCAGAUGACGCUACGGUCCCUGGUCAUGUCCCUAAGGCCCAACCUCCUACGAUUUCUGAUGGUGAAUUUACCUUCACGCGUGCUCCUAUGGACGCCCGUGAGUCUCGACGCCGGAGUUUCGAUAGCCUCUAUAGUGGUGGCAGUUCACACAGUGGUCGCAGCCAGGCUGAUCGACUGAUUAGUGCCAUGCAGGAACCUCCUCUCUACAGGCGGAGUGAGCGAGCUGGCAGUAGGAGCUCGGACAGAAAGAAAAUUCACUUCUCUGCCGGUUCCCAUAGUUCCCAUACGAUGUCUGCUGUAGGGUCGGGAAGGUCGACAAAGUCAAAUGUAUCGCCAGCUUUGAGUCAAAAAGCAUUAUCUACGUCCUCAAAUGAUCAUCGCGCCAGUCUUUAUGCUGUCACUCAUACUCCGCCGGUAACACUCCAACCAAUGCUCGACCCAUCUGCUCCUGGGCUGGAGAAUGUUACCGACUCUGGUGUCCCAAUGGGAGCUGUUCGACUUUCGGAACAAGCUGUCAAUUCUCCCUUAUCUAAGAUGAGAGAAGGAUUUUCUUACUUUCCUCCCAUGCCUGUUGGGGCUGCCCCAACCACCACCGAGACAGAUGGCUCCGAGGUCAUCUCCUCAAUUGGCGAGGCCUCGACAGAAUCCGCUCCAACCGCGUUUGACAAGACCCAUUCGUUGAAUAUCCUCGUGGCUGAGGAUGAUCCAAUAAACAGCAAGAUCCUACACAAACGUCUCACCAAGGUUGGCCAUAUUGUGGAUCUUACUGGGAAUGGCGAAGCCUGCGCCAAUAGGUUUAUCUUACAGAGCAAUUCUUUUGACGUGGUCUUGAUGGAUAUUCAGAUGCCAAUUGCAAAUGGAAUGGAAGCUACUGAAAUGAUUCGUGAGUUUGAAUCCAAAUCUGGAGAAGAAUGUCUAUCCGAAAAGGCCAAGACCAAUUCACGCGUUCCGAUCUUCGCCGUCUCAGCGUCCUUGCGGGAAUCUGAGAAACAAAACUACAUCGAUACUGGAUUUGAUGGCUGGGUUAUGAAACCGAUCAGCUUUACUCGCUUGAACUUCCUCCUGAGAGGCAUCAGCGAUGCAGAGGCUAAGAGUGAGGCUACAUACACGCCGGGACAAUGGGAGAAUGGUGGAUGGUUCUGA
This is a messenger RNA of Penicillium taxi, 4257 nucleotides long. It is a transcript of the gene fphA, whose product is annotated as putative sensor histidine kinase/response regulator. Gene Ontology annotation, molecular function: phosphorelay sensor kinase activity; protein binding. The record is from RefSeq and is a predicted model, not a curated record. The transcript is spliced from 2 exons. The coding region runs from base 1 to 4257 and encodes 1418 amino acids. Gene Ontology annotation, biological process: phosphorelay signal transduction system; regulation of DNA-templated transcription; detection of visible light. Lineage: Eukaryota; Fungi; Ascomycota; Eurotiomycetes; Eurotiales; Aspergillaceae.